AUGAAUCCGUUGAGUUCGCAAUGCGGCGGCCACACCGAUCCAUUUACAGACGCCGCCGCUCUUUCUGAGGGUGACCACGAUAACAUUCUCGAGUCGACUUUACCUGUCGGCGACGAUGCCAGUCUCACGCUGAGCGCUGACGGGGUUAUAGUGACGGACGACGGAUUCAACGAUUCUGAACCUCGAUUAUGUGGUUUCUUCCCGACUACUCACGCGAAGACGAUACCCUUCUUUCAUAUCCUCAACGCUCAGUUGCUGAAUAACACCAUCUCGAUUCACUAUGUCAGGCCGAAACGUCCGAAAGCAAAUUCCAAAGUCCGUUUACGUACACUCAUCUAUCCUGUUUCUGCUUCUGCCGAUGCCGCUGAACGGUGGAUAGCACGGUUGUUGGACGGUGCAUAUGGGAUUGCGCAGAGGAGCAAGAGGAUAAAGGUCUUGAUUAAUCCAUUUGCUGGCGCUACGAGAUCACAAGUCAUAUACAACAAGCAAAUUGCGCCUCUCUUUGAGGCAGCUGGCUGUCAAGUAGAUGUUGAACCGACAAAGUAUAGAGGACACGCUGUUGAAGUAGCAAGAGAUAUUGAUGUCGAAGCUUAUGAUGUUCUGGCGUGCGCCUCAGGCGAUGGCCUACCUAUGGAAUGUUUCAACGGGUUGGGCCACAAGCGCAAUGCUAUGGAAGCCCUACGCAAGAUUGCUGUCGUUCAACUUCCCUGCGGAACUGGUAAUGCUAUGUCGUGGAAUCUUAACGGCACGGACGAGCCCAGCCUAGCAGCACUCUGCAUCAUCAAAGGUAUUCGCACUCCGAUCGACCUCGCAAGUGUGACGCAAGGCAACAAGCGAACCCUCUCUUUCCUCUCACAAAGUCUCGGCAUCGUCGCCGAAAGUGACCUGGGAACAGAAAACAUCCGCUGGAUGGGUGACUUCAGAUUCACUUUUGGCUUCCUCGUCCGCCUCCUCGGAAAGACCCUCUACCCCAUCGAAUACGCAGUCAAGACCGAAAUCGAAUCCAAAGACGACAUUAAAAAGCAUUACGCCUGCGAACUCUCACACCUCAAACACGCCACCGAAACACUACCCUCCUCACACAUGAACAAAGAACUAGAAGCCCAAUCUGGAUCCGGUCUUCCACCCCUCCGCUUCGGCACCAUCAACGACCCCCUCCCACCCAAAGACGAAAACUCCGGCUGGACACGUCUCGAAUCCUACCCCAACCUCGGAAACUUCUACUGCGGCAACAUGUGCUGGAUGGCCGCGGAUGCGCCCUUUUUCCCUGCCUCCCUCCCCAACGACGGCAUGCUCGACCUGGUCACCAUUGACGGUGACGUGAGCAGACUCAAAGCCUUCAAGCUCAUGCUCGCGGUUGGGAACGGCACAUUCUUCGAUGACGAGAUUGUGCGGAUACGGAAGAUUAGUGCUGUACGUGUAAUUCCGCGCUUUGGGCGGCCGAUGGAGGAGAUUAGUAGCCAUUCGCUGCAGGAUCAAGCAACAACAACCAGCAGCAGCAAUGACAACAACAACGAUACCACAACAAUAUCACCAACCAGCACAGCCCCUAAACCACCAACAGGCCUCCUCCAAAGGCUCUUCGCCAAAGUCGCCUCAUCAGGUAAAACAGGCUUCUUCUCCGUCGAUGGCGAACAACUGCCCUGGCAACCGUUUCAAGUCGAGAUCCAUAGAGGACUGGGGACUGUGCUUAGUCGGACGCCGGGUGUUUAUCAGUAUGAGGGGCCGAGGGGGUGGCGGGAUGUAGAGCAGCAGCAGAAUAUACAGCAGGAGCAGGGCGAGGGAGCGGUAGGGCAAAUGGGCAGUGUUACGUCAUGA
Lithohypha guttulata is the source of this 1818-nucleotide messenger RNA. RefSeq names its product sphinganine kinase lcb4 (gene LCB4). Gene Ontology annotation, biological process: sphingosine biosynthetic process; phosphorylation. Lineage: Eukaryota; Fungi; Ascomycota; Eurotiomycetes; Chaetothyriales; Trichomeriaceae. Bases 1 to 1818 code for a protein of 605 amino acids. The transcript has 2 exons. Gene Ontology annotation, cellular component: membrane; cytoplasm; intracellular membrane-bounded organelle. The record is from RefSeq and is a predicted model, not a curated record.